Rhodofomes roseus is the source of this 1629-nucleotide messenger RNA. RefSeq names its product putative fungal pheromone GPCR, STE3-type. The coding region runs from base 129 to 1583 and encodes 484 amino acids. Lineage: Eukaryota; Fungi; Basidiomycota; Agaricomycetes; Polyporales; Fomitopsidaceae. Gene Ontology annotation, molecular function: mating-type alpha-factor pheromone receptor activity. Gene Ontology annotation, cellular component: membrane. The transcript has 7 exons. Gene Ontology annotation, biological process: G protein-coupled receptor signaling pathway. The record is from RefSeq and is a predicted model, not a curated record.
CCUGAAAGCUCGACGUUCCAUUGUUCAGUCAACCAUGCAGGCUCCAGAGACCAAUAAAGGAACGCACGCGCCAAAUCCCUGCGCCACACACAUUCCUACCAUCCUGCAACUACGCCCAACUGUACAAUAUGGGUGACGCGACAUAUCCGCUGUUUCCGACGUUCGCUUUCCUGGGUUUCAUUGUCGGCUUGAUACCUAUUCCAUGGCAUCUGCAAGGGUGGAAUGCAGGGACAUGUCUCUACAUGAUCUGGGUAUCUCUUGCGUCUCUCAUCGUGUUCGUGGACUCCAUCGUUUGGAACGGCAAUAUUAACGAUUCCGCGCCGAUCUGGUGCGACAUCUCAACGAAAUUCCUCAUUGGCGCAGGAGUCGGUAUCCCUGCAUCAUCGCUCUGUAUCAAUAGACGGCUCUACCGGAUAUCCUCAAUGACCGCCGCGACGAUCACACGAAACCAAAAACGCCGAGCAGUGUUUGAGGACAUGGGGAUAGCGAUUGGAGUUCCGGUCCUCGUAAUGAUACUUCAUAUCGUUGUACAAGGCCACAGAUUUAAUAUCUUCGAAGACGUCGGAUGCAUGCCGGACAUCUGGAAUACGGCACCAGCCUAUCCCCUCGUCUUCAUGUGGCCUGUUGUUUUGGGUUGUAUAUCCUUCGUAUACGCUAGUCUGACUCUUCGAGCCUUCUGGCGACGCCGAGCGGAGUUCAGCCAGCUGCUCUCGAACAGUAGUUCUCUCACGAAGAGCCGAUACUUCCGAUUGAUGCUACUCUGCUGUAUCGAGAUGGCGUGUACCGUCCCUCUAGGCGUCUUCAGCAUCAUCAUAAACAAUGGCGACGUUCCCAUCGCGCCGUACGUUUCCUGGACCAACGCACAUUACGACUUCUCCUAUGUAGGCACGUUUCCUGCGCUCGCUUGGAUGUCUAGCCGUCCAUUCUACAUCUCUGUGGAGAUGGGCCGGUGGAUAUACCCUUGCUCUGCAUUCUUGUUCUUCGCCCUUUUCGGUUUCGCUGAAGAGGCGCGUCGAAACUACAAGCUUGCAUCCUGGGCGAUCGUGAAACGUCUGGGCUUCCACCCGUCGUCGGAUAAGACGAAGACGUCAGCGCUGAAGGGAUUCCGCCUAGGCGGAAGCAAAGAGAGCGCAUCCCCCUCCGAGGAGAACCUGCCGCCCUACAGCCCCCGCAAAGCCAAGCGCCCUCAACGACCACGGUCUUUCUCCUCAUCCUUCCUUGACAGCGUCAUCGAGAUUGACAUCGACUACGACAUCGAGAAGGUCGGCGAAUCGCUCGCCUCCACCGCCGUCUACGGCACCGACAAGCCCGCCGACUCCCCCGCCGCCACCUCCGCCACGCUGACCUUCCCCGAGUCCGCCAUGACCGCCACGCCGAAGGCACCGUCCGAGAAGUACAGAAUCACGCCUCCUCUGUCCCCCGAAACGCCUUCCUACCCCUUGACCGCGACGACCGUCGUCCCGCGGUUCCAUCGACCGUUUGCGUCGAUCGACGGCCCGGUGUCGCCUUCGAAGAUGUCGGCUGAAAGCGCCGCGAUAAAGGUCACGAUGCACCAAGAGGUCGAGGUCGCCGAGUCCACUUGAACGUCGCCAGCAUACACGCCGCCCUCCACGCCUUUGCUUGUCUUCC